Molecule: messenger RNA, 2206 nt
Organism: Sapajus apella (tufted capuchin)
Lineage: Eukaryota; Metazoa; Chordata; Mammalia; Primates; Cebidae
Product: DNA dC->dU-editing enzyme APOBEC-3C-like
Exons: 5
Coding region: 790-1911 (373 amino acids)
Biological process (GO): negative regulation of single stranded viral RNA replication via double stranded DNA intermediate; defense response to virus; DNA cytosine deamination
Cellular component (GO): nucleus; P-body; cytoplasm
Molecular function (GO): zinc ion binding; cytidine deaminase activity; RNA binding
Source: RefSeq, a predicted model, not a curated record
GACAUAUUAUUUCAACAUUAAUUAAUAUAAAAUUCUUCACAACACAGUGAAGUUUCAUUUUCUUCUUACACUGAGCCUUUGAAAUGAGCUGUGUAUGUUUCCUGUGCCCAGGUCUCUCAUCAGGCCCCAUUUCAAGUGCUCCAUAGCCCCCUUGGCCCAUGCCCACCACCCCACAUGGGACAGCACAGGUCCAGCGGCCUCCCCAGCAGGAGGCAGGCAGAGAAUGAGGCCGACCCCAGAGGGCCAGGACACAGCAGGGGCUGAGCAUGUCUGGUGAAUGGAUGCCUGGGAGAAGGGAUGCCAGAAUUCACGCAUGAGGCUGUGAACAGGGCCAGGAAAACUACCGACAGAAGGGAAGCACGUGUCUCAGUGCACCCUGUGAUGCUUCAACAGCAUGACUGAGACGGGGAAAUUUACAAUGAACAGAAAUGCUUUGGCUCCAGUUCUGGACUCUGCGAAGUCCAACAUCAAGGCACCAGCAAGUUUCCGGGGCCUGCGAGCUGCACUGUCACGUGGGGGUGAAGGUUGUUGGGGAAGCUCAGGGGAUGCUGCAGACAGAGCGGCCUGGGAUGUGGAGUUACUGCUUCUCCACCCCACGGGGACAGAGGAAGCAGGAGUUUAGUCUGACACGCUGCCCCUCCAGCUGGAGGGGAAGAGACAGAGAGAGGGGCUGAAGUCACCCUUGAAUAACCACCCCAGUGGUACCCACAAAGGUGUAGCCCCCACAGCCUCAUAGCCGAGUGUUGGUGCCACCUCGUAAGGCCGUUACAAUAGCAAUUAACCCUGAACAUGAGCUUUGGAGCAGACACUCAAACCAAACAGGGGGGAUGGAGGAAAGGAGCUUCAAUGAACAAGAUCCCCUGGGCUCCUGUCCGGGCCCCUCCUUCCCCUGCCCCAUCCCAGUGCUCCUCCUGCUCCUCCUCUCAGAGCUUUCCCUGCUCCCCCUUGCUCCUCCCCCAGGUCAGUUUCAACCGUGAGCCCCAUGCAGAAAUGUACUUCCUCUCUUGGUUCCGCGGCAAACUGCUGCCUGCUUGCAAACGCUUCCAGAUCACUUGGUUUGUAUCCUGGAACCCCUGCCUGUACUGUGUGGCAAAGGUGGCCGAGUUCCUGGCUGAGCACCCCAACGUCACCCUGACCGUCUCCACCGCCCGCCUCUACUGCUUCUUGAAAAAAGAUUGGCGGAGGGCGCUUCGCAAGCUGUGUCAGACAGGGGCCCGUGUGAAGAUCAUGGACUAUGAAGAACUUAAAUACUGCUGGGAAAACUUUGUAUAUAAAGAACAUAAGCCAUUCAGGUGUCGGGACAACUUCAAAGACAAUUACACAUUCCUGCGCUGCAAGCUACAGGAGAUUCUCAGACACCCGAUGAAUGCUAUGUAUCCAGGCAUAUUCAACUUCCACUUUAGAAACCUACGGAAAGCCUACGGUCGGAACGAAACCUGGCUGUGCUUCACAGUGGAAGGUAUAAUGAACCGUUCAACUGUCUCCUGGAAGAGUGGCAUCUUCCGAAACCAGGUGGGUCCUGAUCCUUCCUGUCAUGCAGAAAUGUGCUUCCUCUCUUGGUUCCGCCACAACAUGCUGUCUCCUAAGAAGGACUACGAGGUCACCUGGUAUGCCUCUUGGAGCCCUUGCCCAGAGUGUGCAGGGCAGGUGGCCGAGUUCCUGGCCAGGCACAGAAACGUGAGGCUCACCAUCUUCACUGCCCGCCUCUACUACUUCUGGAAUCCAGAUUUCCGGCAGGGGAUCCGCAGGCUGAGUCAGGAAGGGGCCUCCGUGCUGAUCAUGGGCUAUGAAUAUUUUGAAUAUUGUUGGGAUAACUUUGUGUACAAUGAUGGUCAGCCAUUCAAGCCUUGGAAGAGACUACAAGACAACUCUCUAUCCCUGUACAUCACACUGCAGGAGAUUCUGCAGUGAAGGGCCUCCCCGGGCCUCCCGGUCUGGCUGCUCUAGCCUCCUGCUCUUCCCGUGAGGGCCUCCAACCCAUCCUGGACCAGCUUUGCUGUUGCCGGAUCAUCCUCAGCUCCUCCUGCCCUCAGGCCCAUUCCACAGUGCUCCCUGCCUCACCGCCUCCUCCCCACUCUCCCGGGCUUCUCCUGCAGAGGCCCCUUUCUGCCUCCAUGGCUAUCUCCAUCCACCCCCUUAGAACCCAUUCCCCAGCCUGGCGCCCCCAACCUGGCUCUUCGCAUCUCCCCAGGAAAACCAAAUCUUA